CGCAUUAUCAGCCCUACCCUACGACGCCAUCCCCGGAAACGCUUCCUUCCCACGUAGCCUCCUCGGCCCUUCGGGUCGUCACAUUUUUGCCUCUCUAGGCUGGUCGGGCCUCUCCUCCAUGGUCCGGUGUGUUAAUAGUGUUUUGGAAGCUAGCCGGUGAGGCCGGGCCGGGCUCGGACGCUGCAUCCUCGAGUCAGUCACCGGUGGCGGGGCGACCGGGGGCCCAUGGCGCGGCGGCGCUGAGGCGCAGGCGGUGGCCGGGCCCCGCGGGCCGGCAUGGCGGGCCAGUUCCGCAGCUACGUGUGGGACCCGUUGCUGAUCCUGUCGCAGAUCGUCCUCAUGCAGACCGUCUAUUAUGGCUCGCUGGGUCUGUGGCUGGCCCUGGUGGAUGCUCUAAUGCGAAGCAGCCCCUCGCUGGACCAGAUGUUCGACGCCGAGAUCCUGGGCUUUUCCACUCCUCCAGGCCGGCUCUCCAUGAUGUCCUUCAUCCUCAAUGCCCUCACCUGUGCCCUGGGCUUGCUGUACUUCAUCCGGCGAGGGAAGCAGUGUCUGGAUUUCACUGUUACUGUCCAUUUCUUUCACCUCCUGGGCUGCUGGUUCUACAGCUCCCGUUUCCCCUCGGCGUUGACCUGGUGGCUGGUCCAAGCUGUGUGCAUUGCACUCAUGGCUGUCAUCGGGGAGUACCUGUGUAUGCGGACGGAGCUCAAGGAGAUCCCCCUCAACUCAGCCCCUAAAUCCAAUGUCUAGAAUUGGGCCCUAUGGACACUCUGCUGCACUUGGGACCCCCAGCACCUUGGGCUGCUCAGACCCUCCAGAUGAGGUCCAGCCCAUGUCUGAGAGGAACCCUGGAGAUAAGAUCUCUGUUGAUGGAGAUAGCAAGGCCCUGUCAAGGAGGCAGGUAGCAGUCAGGAUCGCAGCUGCAAGAAUGGCCUCUGUCUCUGAAGCCUUGGUAUUGGAAGAUUAGGAAAGGAACUUCUUUGAGGGUAGUAACAGAUUUGGAAUGAUGUCUCUCUUGAGCCAUCAUUUCUGUCACCAGCCUCUUGUUUUUUAAAAAGGAAUCAAGGAUAUCUGAUUGGGGAAAAAAUCAAGGAUGUCUGAUUGGAGCAAACCACUCUUCUAGUCAUCUGUUUUACUCCCCUGGGACAGCUGUUACCUUUGCCACAUUGCCGAACCACGGUGAUUUUGUUUGGAGGAAAACUUGGUUUCCAGAUCCUUAGCCACAGAAAGAAAUGUAGGUGCAAAGUACCGGGAUGCUGUCAGCGAGAGGAUAGCAGAUGGAAACUUCAAGCACAAGGAAAACAACAACAUGCGCCCUAUUACACACAUAUAUGUGUGCACCCGAGAAACCAUGACUAGCUGCUAUCCAGUCCCUCUGGUGGGUCCCUGUCAUGCUGCCAGCUCUCAACAUGCAGGCUUCUCAAAACCCAGAGAAGAACCCUAGCAUGACUUCUAGUCUGACCCUCAAAACAGAGUCACUGCCUGUUCCUUUGGAAAUAGGUUCCCCCUGGACCUCAGUUCUGGAAGGAGUUCCUUUUUCUUGUAUUUGGAAUUCUCUGGUGGGAAGGGUCUAAUGGGUGUCCAGAGAUAAAAAGCUUAACUUUCCAGCCUGGGCUAUGAUGGGAGAGAUACGAAUUUGCUGCUAAGUUUUUUCUUUGGAGUAGAAUUUCCUCUGAGGGCCUACAGCUGUCCUUCCUAUAUACAUAAAUACAGUAUUUUCCACAGUU
Messenger RNA from Chinchilla lanigera (long-tailed chinchilla), 1724 nucleotides. It is a transcript of the gene Sys1, whose product is annotated as Sys1 golgi trafficking protein. NCBI's taxonomy places the organism in Eukaryota, Metazoa, Chordata, Mammalia, Rodentia, Chinchillidae. The transcript has 4 exons. Gene Ontology annotation, cellular component: Golgi membrane; trans-Golgi network. Bases 277 to 747 code for a protein of 156 amino acids. The record is from RefSeq and is a predicted model, not a curated record. Gene Ontology annotation, biological process: protein localization to Golgi apparatus; Golgi to endosome transport; Golgi to plasma membrane protein transport.